AUGGUGACCUCUUCCAAUAAGGAUCAAGGUCGCGUGUUCCACCUCUUCCCGGACUUACCUUCCGAAAUCCGCCUCAAGAUUUGGGAGGAGGCUCGGCCCGAGCCUCGAGUGAUCAAGAUCGACAGAGACACCUUCGAACAUGAUGGGUAUACAUUCGGUACUCCGCGAUGCAGUGCAAAGGUCCCUAGCCUUCUUCACGUCAACUUUGAAUCUCGACAUGUAGCUCUCGAGUGGUACACGCUUCCUUUUGAGAAGCUCCCAUCUCAACCUGCUUACAUCUACUUUGAUUGUUCACGAGACUGGGCAUAUUUGUCUUGUGAUGCCUGUAAGGGCAGAACAUGCAACAGAAUUUCGAACAUGGGAGGUCCUGUCAGUUGUGGUCUCACCUUCAGCUUUGUGUUUCCUUGGCGCAAAAUCUUGAAGAGAUUUGUCUGUCAAUUCGAUGAUGACGAGGACUUUCUUGGAGCCAAUCUAUGGUUUUUCUGGCUUACUUUCGAAUGCGCGGAGGAGGCAAUGCUAGUAAAUAGUAGGAAGGCCAUGGAUUCGCAAUGGGAGGGAAAUUUGUCAGAUUUCAAGAACGUAGAUAAGAUAUACCGAGUCAAUGGUAGUAGCAAGAAUCUCCUGGAGAUGUAUCAACAAUACACCAGAAAUAUGCCGAUUAACCUCAGUAUUCCGCCUAGAGUCCUGAAGAAGCUCUCUUUCGUGGAAUUUGAGCCGUCAUUGGACACUGUUAUUGAGGGUCAAGCUGCAGCUGACGAUGGAAUUCAGCCUGCCAGUACCAUACCCGACGAAGUUGCUGUAGAGGUGGAAAGGACUGGACAAGAUUGA
Messenger RNA from Mollisia scopiformis, 828 nucleotides. RefSeq lists its product as uncharacterized. Lineage: Eukaryota; Fungi; Ascomycota; Leotiomycetes; Helotiales; Mollisiaceae. The transcript has a single exon. Bases 1 to 828 code for a protein of 275 amino acids. The record is from RefSeq and is a predicted model, not a curated record.